UUAUUUCAGGUGCAAGGUAUAAAGUUUGUAAUUGCUAGUCACCUUUCAUUGACCCGUACGGUUCAGAGUGUAAUGGCUACUACUUUUUUAGAGUCGCUAUUAAAUCGUUAGACAAAAAGUAUAUUAUUGACAAGCCAGCCACCGACGAGGGCGGACAAUCUGAGAGAAUUUCAUAAAGAAAAUCCAUGAAAUUCUUUUUUAUAAAUCUACAAGGAAAUCCGUUCUACCACAAGUGAAGACCACACAGAGAAUCCUCUUCAAAGGCACAAGCCUAAGGAAUCAUCUGAUUGGCUCGUUCAGUGGGGGACCAUGGCCCUGUUGGAGGGGUUUUUACCCCAGAUGCCCCCACCCUUGACCCUCCUGGAGGUGGUGCUGGUGCUGUUUCUGCUCUACCUGCUGUCUUCCACCCCUGGGCAGGGAAAAGACCCACCGGGACCCAGACCCCUGCCCCUCCUUGGGAACCUGCUCCACCUGGACCUCAAACAGCUCCAUGUGUGUCUCUGUGAGCUGUCCAAGAAAUACGGAUCUGUGUUCACUGUACACUUGGGCCCCAAGAAGGUGGUCGUCCUGGCAGGCUACAAGACGGUCAAACAGGCGCUGAUCAACUACGCUAAAGAGUUUGGAGACCGGGAAAUUUCACCCAUAUUUACAGAUGCUCUGCAAGGACACGGUGUGACAUUUGCCAACGGAAACUCCUGGAAGGUGAUGAGACGCUUCUCCCUCAAAAACCUACGCGCCUUCGCGAUGGGCAAGAGGGGGAGCGAGGAGAAGAUCAUCGAGGAGUCGCGCCACCUCGCCGAGGUGUUUGGGAAUUUUAAGGGUGAGCCUUUCGACACCACUCAGCCACUGAAGUACUCCGUCUCCAACAUAUUGAGCGCCAUCAUGUAUGGCUGCCGCUUUGACUACGCUGACCCCGCCUUUCACAAAAUGGUCGAGAGGACAAAAGAAGCUGUCCGGCUGUCUUCUUCAGUUGAAAUAAUGCUUUAUAACCUGCUCCCCUGGCUGCGCUGGUGUUGUGGCCGGUGGCUGGUGAAGCGUACCAAGAUGUUGAAGAUCACAGAAAACCUGGUAGAAGGGAUCAAGGGGCUGGCGCAGGGACAGAAGGACACACUCAACUCCCAGGACCUCAGGGGAUUUGUGGACUCCUUCCUGGUUCGGCAGCAGGAGGAGUCAGACCAGCCGGGUUCCUACUUCCACAACAACAACCUGAACUAUACUGUCGGCAACCUGUUUGCAGCGGGGAUGGAUACCACUGGAACCACCCUGAGAUGGAGCCUACUGCUGAUGGCCAAGUACCCCCACAUACAAGACCAGGUUCAGGAGGAGUUGAGCCGGGUCAUUGGGGACCGGGAACCCCGGGUGGAGGACCGGAGGAACCUGCCCUACACAGACGCCGUGAUCCACGAGAUCCAGAGACUGUGCAACAUUCUACCACUGAACUUUCCCCACACCACCACCUGCGAUGUCACCUUCCAGGGACACUUCAUCAAGAAGGGAACAAUGGUGGUCCCACUCCUGACGUCAGUCUUGUGGGACGAGGAAGAGUGGGAGACGCCCCACAGCUUCAACCCCGGCCACUUCCUGGAUGAGAAGGGCUGCUUCAUCAAGAGAGACGCCUUCAUGCCCUUCUCUGCAGGGCGACGGGCCUGUGUGGGAGAGAGCCUGGCCAGGAUGGAGCUCUUCCUCUUCUUCACCCUCCUCCUGCAGAGGUUCCACUUCACACCACCACCGGGGGUGUCCGAGGACGAGCUGGACCUGACAUCGACUGUGGGGUUCACCCGCAGCCCAUCCCCCCACCUGCUGUGCGCUGUGAGCCGGACCUAAACCCCACUCCAGCUGAUGGGUGGGAACAUCAGCUCUUUUGUUUUUACCAAACGCUUCUUGAUCAUGAGUUACUGUAAAUUUUAUAAACUAAUGUAAAUAAACAUUUAAUAAACAUAAA
Molecule: messenger RNA, 1942 nt
Organism: Anguilla rostrata (American eel)
Lineage: Eukaryota; Metazoa; Chordata; Actinopteri; Anguilliformes; Anguillidae
Product: cytochrome P450 2K1-like
Exons: 10
Coding region: 310-1824 (504 amino acids)
Biological process (GO): xenobiotic metabolic process
Cellular component (GO): cytoplasm; intracellular membrane-bounded organelle
Molecular function (GO): oxidoreductase activity, acting on paired donors, with incorporation or reduction of molecular oxygen, reduced flavin or flavoprotein as one donor, and incorporation of one atom of oxygen; heme binding; iron ion binding
Source: RefSeq, a predicted model, not a curated record